AUGCCUCCCUUCACUUCAGCGUUCGGAGCGCAAAACAUUGCCCAAGAGAACAUUUCGCAGUCAGCAGAUCAUGCUCGCAUAGGUAUCAAUGGUUUUGGGCGGAUAGGUCGGAACUUGUUGCGAGCAUCAUUGCUUAGGAACGAUGUCUCCGUUGUAGCUAUCAACCACACUUGCUCUUCGAUUGAAGACGUUAUUCAUUUGCUCAUGCAUGACUCGACACACGGCGCUCUUGACAAGUUGAUGGGCCACAAAACGCAAAUCGAUAUCCUACCUAAUGGAAGCAUUGCGAUUGAUGGCCAGCAAAUUGCACUCAUGUCUGAGCGCAACUUGGAAAAAUUGGACUGGGCGAAACAUAGAGUAGACUACGUUGCCGAAUGCACUGGCAAGUUUCGGUCAACUGCUCUCGCGAGCAAACAUGUCACCACAGGGGGUGCGAAAAAAGUUUUGAUAUCAGCUCCAAGCCCGGAUGCGCCAAAUAUAGUCUAUAAAGUCAACUCAAAUAACUACUUGCGACUCUGCAAGGAAAACAUAGUCUAUUCUUGCGCUAGCUGUACUACAAAUUGUUUGGCUCCCAUCGCCAAAGUCCUUCAGCAUUCUUUUGGAAUUCAACACGCUUUCAUGACCACCGUACAUGCCUCGACGCAUUCUCAACAUGUUCUAGAUGGAUAUAGCACAAAGGAUAGGCGCUCAGGGCGCUCGAUAAUUGGAAAUAUCAUUCCAACCACUACUGGUGCAGCGAAAGCUAUAAAAACUGUGUUGCCCGAGCUGGCCGGUAAAGUCUCUGGUAUUUCAGUUCGGGUGCCAACAGCAAAUGUAUCUAUGGUGGACUUGACUGUCGAAACCGUACAGUCAACAUCUCUCGAGGAAAUAAUGAUCAAGUUCCGCACUUCGGCUCAACAGGAGCUAUCUGGUGUUCUCCAGGUUGAAGACGAGGAGUUAGUGAGCUUAGACUUUCUCGGCAACUCGUGUAGUGCAAUCAUUGAUUCAAAGGCUUCAGUUGAACUUAACCCCAAUUUCUUCAAGAUUAUUGCGUGGUAUGAUAAUGAAUGGGCUUACUGCUGUAGGCUUCUAGAUAUGCUAGUUUUUAUGAGUAGUCAAGAUCUCGUAAGCGGAUAG
Messenger RNA from Botrytis fragariae, 1116 nucleotides. RefSeq names its product putative glyceraldehyde-3-phosphate dehydrogenase protein. The coding region runs from base 1 to 1116 and encodes 371 amino acids. The record is from RefSeq and is a predicted model, not a curated record. The transcript has 3 exons. Gene Ontology annotation, biological process: glucose metabolic process. Gene Ontology annotation, molecular function: NAD binding; glyceraldehyde-3-phosphate dehydrogenase (NAD+) (phosphorylating) activity. NCBI's taxonomy places the organism in Eukaryota, Fungi, Ascomycota, Leotiomycetes, Helotiales, Sclerotiniaceae.